Molecule: messenger RNA, 1089 nt
Organism: Plasmodium relictum
Lineage: Eukaryota; Apicomplexa; Aconoidasida; Haemosporida; Plasmodiidae
Product: UMP-CMP kinase, putative
Exons: 5
Coding region: 1-1089 (362 amino acids)
Biological process (GO): CDP biosynthetic process; UDP biosynthetic process
Cellular component (GO): cytoplasm; nucleus
Molecular function (GO): ATP binding; UMP kinase activity
Source: RefSeq, a predicted model, not a curated record
AUGAAUUAUAAAAAAUUUUAUUUAAGAAUUUUUUUUAUGAUUAUAGUGAAUUUCUCCAAAUUUUUCUUUGUUGAAAAUUUAAGUCAUUCAGAAAAUAAGAAAAAAAUUCUUUUUUUAAGCAGAACAAAUGUUUAUUAUAAAAGAGGAGAUAAUUUUAAAAAUAUAUUCAAAAAAAAUAAAAUAACAAGAAUUAUAAACUUUAAAAACAUAAUUUUAAAUACUAAAAAAUUUAAUUUAAAUCAAUAUUUUGAAAAGAAAUUUUUUAUUAAUAAUAAAUUUAUAAUGAGUGAAGAUCAACCUCUUGUGAUAUUUAUGCUUGGUGGUCCAGGUAGUGGAAAGGGAACACAAUGUAAAUUAAUUCAAGAAAAGUUUGAUUUUAUUCAUAUUAGUGCAGGUGAUUGCUUAAGAGAGUAUUUAAUAAAAUGCAGAAACAAUGAAGUAAAUAAAAAACAUCAGUCAAUUGUAGAAGAUUGUAUAAAUAACGGAAAAAUUGUUCCUGUACAUAUAACAUUAGAAUUAAUGAAAAUAAAAAUCGAAAGUGAAAUAGAAAAAAGAAAACAAGUAGAAGAUAAAUUAAUUAAAGAGGAAGAAAAAGAAAAAAAGAGCAGUUUUUCGUUUAAUUUAUUGGAUGAAAACAUAUAUUUAAAGAAUACAAAUAUAGAAGAAUAUAAUAAGAAAUUAAAAUAUGAAAAUAAUAUAUAUGAAAAUAAAGAAGUCUUAGAGAUAUUAAAAAAAAAUAAAUUAAAACAAAAAGCAAAGUAUAAAUUUAUUAUUGAUGGAUUUCCAAGAAAUUACGAUAAUUUUAAUGGAUGGAUAAAAAUUAUAGGAAAUUACGCUUAUGUACAUUUAUGUUUGUUUCUCUAUUGUGAUGAAGAAAUUAUGAUUGAAAGGUGCAUGAAUCGAGGAUUAGUAAGUGGGAGAGCUGAUGAUAAUAUGGAAACAUUAAGAAAAAGAUUCGAAACUCAUAAAAAUGAUUGUAUGCCUAUAAUAAAUUUAUUUUUAAAUGAAAAUAAAUGUAUUUUUAUUAAUGCAAAUAAAAAUAUUGAAAAUGUUUGGAAUGAUAUACAAUAUAUUUUUUCAAAUAUGUAA